Manihot esculenta (cassava) is the source of this 3963-nucleotide messenger RNA. RefSeq lists its product as uncharacterized. Lineage: Eukaryota; Viridiplantae; Streptophyta; Magnoliopsida; Malpighiales; Euphorbiaceae. The record is from RefSeq and is a predicted model, not a curated record. The coding region runs from base 414 to 3851 and encodes 1145 amino acids. The transcript has 3 exons.
UUGGGAGCAAACGAAAAUUUCCCGGGACCUGAGGGGUUUCUCUCUCACAGUUUUCGCUCCCUGCUCUCCCAAAAAUUUUCACUUUCUUCUCUUCCCGCUGCUCUUUCCCCCCCCAUUCUCUUUGCCUCUUUGUCUGUAUCUUCUUUCUAAAACUGGUAAACAAUCAAAGCCCAUUAUUCCAAGUAUCAAACUUUACUGGUCUGUGACAUUGUUGCUUGCAGUAGUGGGAUUAUCUGAUUGUUCAGAAUUCAGAGGUGAAGGGCCAGCUUUUUGCGUCCCAUUGAUUCCCAUUUGAAGACUUAUUUAUUGCUUGUUUCUUUUGAAUGUGUGACUUUUGGAUGGGAGUUGGAUUCUGUUGAGACAAGGGGACGAGAAGUUGACCUCUUAUUAGGUAUUGUUGGGUUUCAACCACAAUGGAAUGCAACAAAGAGGAGGCCAUCAGAGCAAAAGAAAUUGCUGAAAAGAAAAUGCAAAAUGGGGAUUUUGUUGGGGCACGCCGGAUUGCUCUGAAGGCACGGCAACUCUAUCCUGACCUUGAUAAUAUUUCCCAAAUAUUAAUGGUUUGUGAGGUUCAUUAUUCUGCACAGAACAAAUUAAAUGGGUCAGAAAUGGAUUGGUAUGGAGUUCUCCAGAUCGAGCGAUUUUCAGAUGAAUCUGUUGUAAGGAAGCAAUUCAAAAAGCUUGCUCUCUCACUUCAUCCAGAUAAGAAUAAAUUUGCAGGUGCAGAGGCUGCUUUCAAGCUGAUUGUUGAAGCAAAUAGGGUGCUUACAGACCCAAGCAAACGUUCUUUGUAUGAUAUGAAGUGCAGAGGUGGACUGAGAUCUGUUGCACCAAAGUCAGCAACUGAUCAGUCAAAUAAGAACUCUUAUGCUAAGAAACACAACGGUGCUGCAAACAAGCCCAGUAAUACAUCUCAUUCACAGUACACGAGCUCACAUAUUUAUCAGCAGUCACAACCGACAACAUUCUGGACAUAUUGUCCCUCUUGUACUGUAAAGUACCAAUACUACAAAGAAUUUCGAAAUAAAAUGUUACGUUGUCAAAAUUGUCUGCAGCCUUUUAUUGCUAAUGAUUUGGGUGAGUCACCUGGAUCUUCCUGGAGUCAGUUCCUCAAUGAGAAAAGAGUUCCAAAUCCCGGUCCUUCUAAAGUUGCUCCAGAAAAUAAUGCAGGGAAGCCUUCUGGUAUGAGUUUUCGGCAUGGCUUUUCAGUGCCAGACCCAAUGCCUAAGGUAGGAAAAGCUGCAGAUGUUUGUGGGAGUUCCAAACUCAAAGAGGCAGGAAAUGCUGCUGGAAUUGACGGGGGUUCUAAAUCACAGCAGAAAGUGAAUGGGCAUGUAGAUGUGGGAACUGGGAAAGGAGGUGUGCCAGUGUCAGAGCCAGAUGCAACAAAAUCCAAGGUGCCAAGUGGUAGUGCAAGUAGCAAGAGACAGAGGAAGUCUGUAGAGGAAUCCAGUCAGAAUUUCAACAAAAGCAGCAAGAAUGGCACUGAAGAAAACAUAGAUGUUGAGGAAACUGUUGGCGAACUUUCUGCUCGGAAUUCUAGACGCAGUGACAGCCAUCCAUCUAGGAGAUCUUCAAGGCAAAAGCAGCACGUUUCUUACAAGGAAAAUUUAGUUGAAGAUGAUUUUGUUGGCCCUCUUCCGAAAAGAUCUAGGAGUAGCAGUUCACCAAGUGUGGCUGAUGGAGAGAACAAAGAAGCAGGUGUAGAUGGUGGAGUAACAAGAAGAGAUAUUUCAGCUGGUUUUGUUGCUGCUAUGUUGAAUAGAAACAAUAAAGGGGUCAAACAAAAAGCAAGUCCCAGUCCUGAAGAAAGAUCAUCUAACAUGAAAAGCAAAACUGGAUAUUUUGAGUCCAAAGGAGAUGAAGCAUCCACGUCAGAGAAGGCUGGUACAAAGUCAAAUGAAGCACCAGAAUCAGAGACCUAUAUAUAUCCUGAUCCAGAUUUCAGUAAUUUUGAGAAAGAUAAGGCAGAGAGUUCUUUUGCUGUUAAUCAAGUAUGGGCUAUUUACGACUCAAUUGAUGGCAUGCCCAGAUUUUAUGCUCGGGUAAAGAAAGUGCUCACACCUGAGUUCAAGCUGCAGAUAACUUGGCUAGAGGCAAGCUCAGAUAACAAAGCUGAGGAAUAUUGGUGUGACCAGGGUUUGCCUGUUGCUUGUGGUAGGUUUGAAAAUGGAGACACUGAAACAGUAGAUUGUCGAAUGUUCUCUCACCAAAUGUAUUGGAUGAAUGCUGGACGCAGGGGCACUUGCUUGAUAUAUCCUAGGAAGGGGGAAACAUGGGCUCUCUUUAAGGAUUGGGACACUAAAUGGAGUUCUGAACCGAAAAAGCAUGGGCCCCCAUACCAAUUUGAAUUUGUUGAAGUCCUGACAGAUUUUAUGGUGGACGUUGGCAUUGGGGUUGCUUAUUUGGGUAAGGUAAAGGGAUUUGUUAGUGUCUUUCAGCAAGCUGACUGUGGUGGUGUUCUCUCAUUUUGCAUACGACCAAGUGAACUGUACAGAUUUUCUCACCGAAUUCCCUCUUGUAGACUGACCGGUAAGGAAGGAGUGGGUGUUCCUGCUAGGUCCUUUGAACUUGAUACUGCUGCACUGCCUAGCAAUCUUUAUAACCUUGAUAGUCUUGGCAAUGUGAAGGUCGGAAAGGAGAAUCUGGAUGCUGAAGCAAUCGGUUUAUAUUCAAAGUCUGCUAAAUAUGAAGUGGAACCUAUAAAGCUCUCUGAGAAGGUUUGCACUCCUAAGAAUCUCGACAGUGGUCCUGAAAAGGGGACUUCAGAACUUCCAAAAUCUACAGGAGAAUCAACUGGCACAUGCAGGGAUUGCCAUCAAAUUGAUGCAGGUCAACAAGCAAAAGAUGAGGGUGGUAACGAAGUCGUUAAUCCUGGCAGGCUAGCUCAACCUGAAGGAAUGAAUACUUAUUUUCAGGCUACAGAGAGGAGGACGACCCAUAAGAAAUUGGAGAAGUUGAAAUUUACAGCAGAAGCCUGGACACCUAGAAGAUCUCCUAGAGAUUUAAGCAAGAGAAGUGCUCCAUUUACUGCAAGUCAGUCUACUGCAGAAGACGCUGACAAGAAUACUUCAACAAACAAAAAUGAAGGACAUGGGCAACCUUGUGCUUUCUCGUGUCAGUCUGAUAAUAAAGUGCAUUUCCAUGUGAAGGAUGGAAGCUUAGUCAGUCCCACGAAAGGCCAGAAGUCUUCAGAUUGUAAAGUUGUGGAAGUAGAGCACUAUGAUUUCAAGAAGGGAAAAUCCAAGGAUAAAUUUCAAUUGGACCAGAUAUGGGCAUUGUACAGUGAAAAAGAUGGUUUACCCAGGGAUUAUGCUCAGAUUAAGAAGAUUGAAUCCACUAAUGGGUUCAAACUGCAUGUAGCAAUGUUUGAAUCCUGCUCUCUCCAAAAAGACAUGCAGACUGCUUGCGGGACAUUUAAAGUUAAAAAUAAAUCCAUAGUGCGUCCUGUCACUGCUUUUUCUCAUCAGGUGACAGCAAAGGCAAUUGGGAAGAAUAAGUACGAAAUUUACCCUAGGCAAGGGGAGAUUUGGGCAAUGCAUAAGAACUGGAAUGCUGAAUUAAAGUUUUCAAACCAGGAAGCAGUAGAAUGUGAGUUUGUUGAAGUGGUAGAAGAAAAUGAGAGAGGCGUGAAAGCUGUAGUUUUGACGCCAGUUAAUGGAUCUGAAUCAUUCUACAUGGCUCCAAGAAGAUCAAAACGGGGUAUAGUUGAGAUGCGGCGGGACGAGUUUGGUAGAUUUUCUCAUCAGUGUUUAGCUUCCCAGUUUAUUGGAAAGAACAGUAGUUUCCUGAAGGGAUAUUGGGAGCUUGCUCCAUCAUCAAUUCCUGGUAGUGUAAUUUUGGUAGAUUAAACGCUAGUAGGUAGGUUGCGAACUGUUCUUUUUGGAAUGUUAUGAAAUUGUUCCCUGUUAAAAGCGGAAUCAAGUUUGUAGAAACUUUGACAAAAAAGGGUUUUCUUCUCCA